CGUAAUGGGUUACAAAGAUAUACAAAGAAAAAGGCAAAAAAAUAUAGAAAAACUGAAAAAAGCAUAAUUAUUGUCUCUGUUCUAGCAGCUACCUUGGCUUUAGCAAGAUUCCAAAAACGAAAAUUUCACGAAAAAGGAAACAAAAGCUUGCUAGCCACGCCUCUAUCUCUCUUUUAAGAUUCACAAGAGCAGUAGAAUCGUUCGUUCAUUUUCAUCCUCCACGACCGGCCCAUAUGUUUCGAUUUGCAGCAUGAUGGAACCCUCACCGGACGGCGGCAACCUCGGACAAGUCAUGUUGUUCAACCUAGUAAAUUCCGAGUUAGUCAGAACAGACAAAACAUAUCCCAUUGAGCUUUAUGACGCGCAGUUGGUGGGAACUUCCCAUGGAUGGGGAUUUUUCUCUAAUAGAAGAGAUCGGUCGGUCAUUAUCAGCGACUAUCUAAACCCCUACGCUUCCAAGUCAGAACCAAAGAUGAUUCCUCUGCCUUUUUUUACCGGAAUGUACUCUGGCCAAACCGAAGCCGUGUGCAACGUGGCCAUGUCCUCCUCUCCUCCUGAUCAAGACGAAGAAGAUUGGGUUGUUGGCAUCAAGUUCUUGGGUAGACAGCUGAGCCUCUGCAGGCCCCGUCGUGACCUGCGUUGGACUAACAUCCUAGCCCCUUUUGAGUCAUGGGAUAGCUCAAAACUUAUGUAUUCCAAGAAAGACCAAAGGUUCUAUUUGCUUGCUCCUGGAGGCAACUACUUAUGCUCCUGGGAUCUCAACUUCAAGGAAGACAAGAAGCCUAAGUUCCAUGAGUUGGUUUUGCACAACCUUCCCAGCAUGCCACGUUCCCGACGGAAGCAGUUGGAUUCCUACUGCAGGGAGGAUCACUGGGUGGAGUCACCUUCGGGCGAAAGCUUCCUUGUCAAAUGGUACUCAGAAUACACUCCUGAAGGGUUCAAAGCACCGACUCUAAUGGUGUUUAGAGAGGAGUACACACAAGAUGGGAGGAAAAACAUGGUUUACACUGAGGACAUUGGAGAUUUGUGCAUUUUCAUUUCUAAGGGAGAAGAUUUCUGCGUCGAGGCGAGCUCUUGUCCUGGACUCCACCGUAACUCCAUCUUUUUAUAUGGACGUUUGUUAGCGACGUUCAAUAUGAGCAACAGUACCUUCUGGUGCUAUGAAUAUCCCCAAGGUACACCAGCAAAAAUUCCCUACUGCCAGUACUGGCUUCCUCCGUUUUCUCCCUAGUGCUCGAUCCAUCCUUGCUUCAUUGCUGUUAUAUAUUGUCUGUCUGGUACUCUGGUUGGUUGCUUCUGUCCUGUUUUACCGAUUUGAAUUGUCAAGAUAAUCUAGUUAACGACUGCAUUUGGUAUUUUGGAAUAAUUGUUACAAAUUUGAAAUAUUUGUGUAAGGAUAUUCCGUGUGUCACGUAUUUAUCAAGCUUUGCAUCGUAAAUUUCAGAACAAAUUUCUCA
Molecule: messenger RNA, 1457 nt
Organism: Camelina sativa (false flax)
Lineage: Eukaryota; Viridiplantae; Streptophyta; Magnoliopsida; Brassicales; Brassicaceae
Source: RefSeq, a predicted model, not a curated record